Messenger RNA from Anisakis simplex (herring worm), 765 nucleotides. The record is from the annotation of a GenBank genome assembly. Lineage: Eukaryota; Metazoa; Nematoda; Chromadorea; Rhabditida; Anisakidae.
ACGUUCGAGCAAUUUGUACAUUAUUGUGAUGAUAAACUGGAAUAUAUUCCGAUAAAUUUUAUGCUCGGUUUCUUCGUUACGUCAGUACUGAACCGAUGGAUUAAUUUCUUCAACAAUAUCGGAUACAUUGACAAGUUGGUCAUCAGAGCAGUUUCGUUUCCAUUUCAACUGCAUCCGUAUUCGUUCGUUGGUGCUUUCCACAAUGCGAUGAUCUCAUUAAAAAAUAAUCUAUGCUUAGCGGCGAAUGAAGCUCUAAGAAAGUGGAUUCGAACUGUUUCCAGCAUCGGUUUAAUGGUGGCCGCGUACGUUCGGGGUACUGAUGAGAAAACACGGAUGCAACGAAGAAAUAUUGUGCGAUAUUGUGUGCUAUCACAAGCACUCGUCUUCAGGGAUAUCAGUAUGCGUGUUCGGAAACGAUUUCCCACUGUUGAUGCGCUUGUUGCAGCAGGUUUCAUGAUGGAACAUGAAAAAGAGUUGUUCGAUCAGAUUCAGUACAGAUACGCCAAAUACUGGAUGCCUUUUCAGUGGGCAUUAGCACUGUGUCAAGAGGCAAGAACUCAGCAAAAAAUUGCAAGUGAUAUCAUUCUGCAAAAAGUUGGUGAGGUGAGAAUAUUUUGCGACCAUGAGGCUUUCGUUUGCUUCGUUUUGUCGUGGCCAUUCUCGCGAUCAAAGCACCUUGAUCCAGACAUUUGUGACAGCCAUACGGAAACAGACGGUAUGUAUAUAGUUCCGAAAGAACUGCAAGUGAAGCUAACAGCAGAUUAG